Molecule: messenger RNA, 3987 nt
Organism: Engraulis encrasicolus (European anchovy)
Lineage: Eukaryota; Metazoa; Chordata; Actinopteri; Clupeiformes; Engraulidae
Gene: zc3h7bb
Product: zinc finger CCCH-type containing 7Bb
Exons: 22
Coding region: 242-3001 (919 amino acids)
Biological process (GO): miRNA processing
Molecular function (GO): miRNA binding; protein binding; metal ion binding
Source: RefSeq, a predicted model, not a curated record
CCGAUAUGAAUCGAGUGGAAUAAACUUAAGCGCAACUUGGUGGAAUCGACCAAGAGUGAAAACUCUCAUGUUCCGUCCAGAUUCAGGAGCCUAUAUGUGGAACAAGAGGACACUGUGAAAGUAUGAUUCUGGAGGACUUAAAGCAAUAAACUGCACGACAAUCUGGUAGUUAAACAACAUUAAGGACAUUCGAUGUAAAGCAGAAUCUGAACAGAGUCGGCCGUGGUGGGGUGCUCAUGCAAUGGAUCUCGACCGUCAGAAGAGAAAAGAGGAAAUUCAAAAGGCGCUGGGUUUUAUUCAGUCAUCAUUGCCGUUUCCUGAACCAGAGGGUUAUGAGGCAUUUUUGACUCAGCUGGUGUGCAAUCUCCUGGAUGAGGGGAACUCCACAUUUCGCGAUGGGGAGUGGAGACAGGCGGCCCACAACUACAGCGAGGGUAUCAACGUGGCCCGCUACGCCCAGUCCGAGGCGCUGGUCAUCCCGCCGGAGCUGCUGGAGAGCCUCUAUGUAAACAGGGCAACCGCCCACUAUCACAGUGGAGACUAUGAUUGCGGCGUGCAGGACUGCGAGAAUGCGCUGUGCGUGUCCGAGGGCAGUCGCCGCGCGCUCUACCGCAAGGCCCUCUGCCUGCGCGAGAUGGGCCGCCUCCGUGAGGCGUACGAGUGUAGCACAGGAUGCCUUCUCACCGCCCCGCACGACCGACAAGUGAGUGAGCUCGCCCUGGAGCUGGCCGGCAAGCUGGGCCUGAAGAACCGCAAGGCUUAUGUAAGCCCGCAGGUGGACUCGAGCAUGGCGGGCUCUGAGAGCAACGGUGAUGGCACUUCUUCUCCCGGGGAGACAUCCUCCAACGGCCUGGAAUCAUUAAGUGAAAUUGGAUCAGACUUGUCCAGCGCCCAGUGCAUUCCUGCCCCAUUGGCCACGCCCAUCCCGGUCAGCGACGACCCGGCCCCGGCUCCGGGCUCGCUGUCUCCCGGUGGCGGUAGCGGCGGCGGUGGUGGCAUGCUGCCCGAGACGCCAGAGAGCCCCGGGGGUGGGCAGGGAGGGCUGCAGGGCAGCGUGCAAUACUCCGUGCCCGUCUCCGAGAACAGCGAGGAUCUGGUGGGGCUGCUGGACUGCCUGCCCAAGGGGGCCGAGGUCAGCGUGAACCCAGUGCAGGGCGCCAUCCCCACCAACCUGCCCAACACGGCCGUGGCGCUGCGCUCCGCCUACUCCAGCUCCAGCAUCCCCUCUCUGCCCGCGCCCUCGCCCCAGCUGCCCGCCGCCUACUUCAGCUCGGCCGUCAGCCCACUCUCGACCCUGGAGCCCUUCACCAUGCUGGGCCAGAGCGAGGCCGGGAGCCAGAGGCUGGACUCGCUGGGCUUCGGCACCGCCACCGCUGGGGCCGCCACCGACAUGGCGGGCAACGGAGGAGGAGUUGGAGGCAUCGGGUCGCCCGAGUCUGGAGGACUGGACUCGCUGUCGGAGUACACGCUGCCUGGCGGGCGGAUCAAUCACAGUUUCAUCCCAGGUCUACGUAACCACACCUCCUCUCACACGAACGGACCUGCGGCCACCAACCUCUCCCUGCUGUCCAGGAACCCCCUGGCUGCCACCCACGAGUUCAGACAGGCCUGUCAUGCCUGCUACAGUCGCAUAGGCCCGCGGGUGAUGGACUACAAGUACCAGCCAGAGGCGGCCCACCGCUGCAAGAGGGACGUGCUGCUCUGCCGCCUCAAGAACUCUGAUGACCCCACCUGGAAGAGGGUGCGGCCCCGGCCCGCCCGAAACAACUUCCUUGGCGCUUUUGUUCUCUGUAAAGAGGUGCAGGAGCGUCAGGAGUGCCAGUACGGGGAGAACUGCACCUUCGCCUACUGCCAGGAGGAGAUCGACGUGUGGACGCAGGAGCGCAAGGGCGCGCUGAGCCGCGAGCUGCUCUUCGACCCGCUGGGCACCAACGAGCGCCGCGCCCUCAGUGUCACGCGCCUGCUCCAGUUGCACAUGGGCAUGUUCAUGUUCCUCUGUGAGGAAUGUUUUGACAGUAAGCCUCGCAUCAUUAGCAAGCGGAGUAAAGAGAAUCUGGCCGUCUGCUCCAACCUCACUGCCCGACACCCCUUUGACGACAAUAAGUGCCUGGUGCACGUGGUCCGCUCGGCCAACGUGCGCUACAGCAAGGUGCGGCCGCUGCACCCGCUCUGCCAGUUCGACGUGUGCCGCCACGAGGUGCGCUACGGCUGCCAGCGCGAAGACAGCUGCUCCUUUGCCCACUCCGUCAUCGAGCUCAAGUGCUGGGUCCUGCAGCAGGACACGGGGAUCACCCAUGAGGAGAUGGUGCAGGAGUCUAAGAGGCAUUGGCAGCGGCUGGAGCAGAAUGCCCAGCGACAGAAGCCCCAGCACCACAUCCCCCAGCAGCCCAGCAGUAGUGCCAGCAGCGGAGGCCCGGGUGGCAUGGGUGGAGGUGGAGGAGGAGACGGCAUGAUGGGAGGUGGUGGUGGAGGAGGAGGAGGAGGAGGUGGCAGCUGUGCUCGCGGCCGGGGCCUGAACCUGAAGAUGAAGUUUGUGUGCGGCCAGUGCUGGAGGGAGGGCCAGGUCAACGAGCCUGACAAGCAGCUCAAGUACUGCACUGCCAAGGCCAAGCACAGCUGGACUAAGGAGCGCAGGGUGCUGCUGGUCAAGUCCUUUGAGAAGAAGAAAUGGGUGGUGGUGCGCCCACUGCCUUUCUCACGCACUUACCCCCAACAGUAUGACAUGUGUGUUCACGUGAUGAAGCAGAAGAAGUGCCACUACAUUGGCAACUGCUCCUUCGCCCACAGCCUGGAAGAAAGGGACGUCUGGACCUACAUGAAGAAUAACAGCCUGCGGGACAUGCAGCAGAUGUAUGAGAUGUGGCUGGCCCUCACCAAGCAGAACCGCGGCACCGACGGAGCACUCAUAACCCCGCCCCCCGAGGAGAAACAGAUCACCAUGACGACAGAUUACGGAGAGUCAAUAGCGGGGCGUAGGUUGUCGGGGGGCGGAGACCUGUGACCCAGGCCAAUGGAGAGCAAGAAAAGAUGAGGUAUUGGCCAAUCGGGAGCAAGAAAAGAGGGAUGAGGUUUCCUGCAGUAGCAGUAGAACCAGCCUACACCCACCACUGACACCACCCCUGCAACCCCCCCCUCCUGAAACAACUCUAGCCCAACCCAACAGCAGUUUGUAAGCCCCCUCUCUCCCCCUUUCAAUACAACCGCAUAUUUGGGAAGGGGAAAAAAUCAUGGAUCCCUAAUGUAUGGCAAUGGCAACAUAACCAUAUAUAGGACCUAAAUGCGCAAAAAAACCUGCAACAUCAGAAUGUACAAACACACACACAAACACACACACACACACAGUUUCUUCUGACAUCCUCACCAAACCCCUUCCCAUUUCGGUCUUUUCAAAACACUUGUUAGGCAGCACUGCAAAGAGAUCAAUGAUUAUAAAAAAAGCUUGGCUUGUACGCCUGGCGUGAUGUAUUAUGUGGGGACAAUCUGAUCAUCGGAAACGCCUCUCUUUUUUCGAAGAGGAAAUUAAUGCCAGAAAUUAUCGUUGUUUUGUUUUAUUCCUUUAUUUUUUUGAAUAUAAAUACUGCUCUGUUUUGUCUGCCAUAUUGGCGGAAGAGUAUGAAUGUAUCAGCCAGCAGAGGCCGUAAUUAUUAGGGCCUUGUUGUUUUUAUUUUGAGCAAACAAAACAAAACGAAACAAAACCUCAAGACAUGUUGGGAUUUUUUGCGGAAUGUAUUGAUGAUAUUUGGCAAAACCAAGGUGAAAAUCUAUGAGGGGAAAAAUUUGAAUAUUUUUCAUGUUUUAACCCCAACCCCCCACCCCCUCCUCCUAAAACGCUUCAUCCCUAUAGUCCUAAACCUUAACGUAACUCCCACCUUCCGACCCUUCACCAUUGCAGUGAUCCAGGCUGGCUGGAUGCCAUCGUGCUGCUAGCUUAUCGCCCAACCCUCCAGUCAUCGUAUCCUAUAAUACCCUGUCCAACCCCCCCCCCCC